Apodemus sylvaticus (European woodmouse) is the source of this 2027-nucleotide messenger RNA. It is a transcript of the gene Zwilch, whose product is annotated as zwilch kinetochore protein. The transcript has 18 exons. Bases 201 to 1991 code for a protein of 596 amino acids. NCBI's taxonomy places the organism in Eukaryota, Metazoa, Chordata, Mammalia, Rodentia, Muridae. The record is from RefSeq and is a predicted model, not a curated record. Gene Ontology annotation, cellular component: RZZ complex. Gene Ontology annotation, biological process: mitotic spindle assembly checkpoint signaling; protein localization to kinetochore.
UCUCUUUAAUCCAUUCUUUCCCCCUAAUCGAAAUGGGAGACUUUUGGAAUUAUAAAUUGAAAGGACGCUCUACUAAACUGAAACAACGCGUUUUAAAUGAGCACAAAACAGAACUUAAAGCGUAAAGUAGUUCCGGCGGGGCGGGGUCAUAGCCUCUGACGUCGGCGUCUGGGCGCGCAGUUCAGUUUAGCUUCCCAGCAAUGGACCCGGGCCACGGUGGGACGUGGGCGCGUAUGAACCGCGCGGCAGAGGAGUUUUACGCUCGUCUUCGGCAGGAAUUUAAUGAAGAAAAGAAAGGAGCCUGUAAAGAUCCAUUUAUCUAUGAGGCUGAUGUACAAGUGCAGUUGAUCAGCAAAGGCCAACCAAAUAUUCUGAAAACUAUUCUAAAUGAAAAUGACUUAGUGUUUCUUGUGGAAAAGGUGGUUUUGGAGAAGGAAGAAACAAGUCAUGUUGAAGAAGCACAGUCUGAAGAAACUGCUAUUUCUGAUCUCUCUACUGGUGAAAAUAUUAGGCCACUGGCCUUACCUGUUGGGAGAGCAAGGCAGUUAAUUGGGCUUUACACCAUGGCCCACAACCCUAAUAUGACCCAUUUGAAGAUUAAGCAGCCUGUGGCAGCCCUUCCUCCUCUGUGGGUGAGAUGUGACGGUUCAGAUCCUGAAGGUACCUGCUGGCUAGGAGCUGAGCUUAUCACAGCAAAUGACAUCAUUACGGGUGUUGUCUUGUAUGUGGUCACUUGUAAAGCUGAUAAAAAUUACUCUGAAGAUCUGGAGAAUCUAAAAAACUCACACAAGAAAAGACAUCACUUGUCUACUGUAACAGCCAGAGGCUUUGCCCAGUAUGAGCUCUUUAAGUCUACUGACUUGGAUGACACUGUUACCCGCUCACAAACUACAGUCACUCUGGACCUUUCCUGGAGCCCUGUAGAUGAGAUUCUUCAAACCCCUCCCCUGUCUUCAACUGCAGCUCUGAAUAUCAGAGUACAAUCAGGAGAGCCCAGAGGUUGUUUGAAUCAGCUUCACAGAGAACUGAAGUUUCUCCUUGUUUUAGCUGAUGGCAUCAGGACUGGUGUAACUGAAUGGCUCGAACCUCUGGAAACAAAAUCUGCUCUUGAAUUUGUGCAGGAAUUUCUGAAUGACUUAAAUAAACUGGACGAAUUUGAUGAUUCUACAAAAAAUGACAAACAAAAAGAGGCAGUGAACUCUGACGCAGCUGCAGCUGUCAGGUCUAUGCUUGUCACAGUGCGGGGGGAUCUCGAUUUUGCUGAACAGCUUUGGUGCAAAAUGAGCAGCAGUGUGGUUUCAUAUCAAGACUUGGUGAAGUGUUUGACAUUGAUCCUACAGAGUCUGCAGCGUGGUGAUAUACAGCCAUGGUUGCACAGUGGGAGCAACAGUUUACUGAGCAAGCUCAUUCACCAGUCUUACCACGGAGCCAUGGACAGUGUCCCUCUCUCUGGAACCACUCCACUGCAGAUGCUUUUGGAAAUUGGUUUGGACAAACUGAAGAAAGAUUAUAUCAGCUUUUUUGUCAGUCAGGAACUUGCAUCUUUGAAUCAUUUGGAAUACUUCAUUUCUCCAGCAGUGACAACACAGGAACAGGUUUACCGUGUUCAGAAACUCCAUCAUAUUCUUGAAAUAUUAGUCAUCUGCAUGCUUUUCAUUAAGCCUCAGCAUGAGCUUCUCUUCUCUCUAACACAAUCCUGCAUAAAAUAUUACAAACAAAAUCCUCUUGAUGAACAACACAUUUUUCAGUUGCCAGUCGGACCAGCUGCUGUAAAGAAUUUGUAUCAAAGUGAGAAGCCGCAGAAAUGGAGAGUGGAGAUCAGCAGUAGUCAAAAGAGGGUGAAGACAGUGUGGCAGCUGAGUGACAGCUCCCCUAUAGACCAUUCCAGUUUCCACAGGCCUGAGUUUUCUGAAUUGACACUGAAUGGUAGUCUGGAAGAAAGGGUUGCCUUCAUUAACAUGGUUACCUGCAGCCAGGUGCACUUCAAGUAAAGCACACUGCAGGUCCUUGGAGGUAUCUUCUCUCAG